Molecule: messenger RNA, 946 nt
Organism: Blepharisma stoltei
Lineage: Eukaryota; Ciliophora; Heterotrichea; Heterotrichida; Blepharismidae
Source: the annotation of a GenBank genome assembly
AUGUUUCUUCAGUGAACUGUCGACUACACUUUUGGCAGAUAUGAGGGAGAUUUUGGUCUUCGCCUGAAAAAUCAAGUCCAUCUAACCCUCAGCUUGCUAAAAUAUCUUUAAUAUCCAUUUUAUUAUUAUUAAUUUAUCCCCCCAUUUUUUAUUUAAAUUCUAUCCAAAAAUGUAAUUUAGGAGGGAGAUUACCUUUUACUCUACUUAAUUGGCAUAUUGAGAUAUAAAAAUUUUUAUUGAAUAUACUAAGAACGGCAUUUAAUCACGCAUAUAUGACGUUAGCAAGCUUUUAUCCAAAGUCAGGCCAUAGUAGCACAAAUUAAUCGUAAUAUGACUUUCUUCGAAUUUUGAUUAUAUAACUACCUUGCCUAAUUAAAUACUAAAUAUUAAAAAUAUUUCAAUAUGAGUAUGGAUUAGAGUAACUAUUGUUCCUUGAUCCCAUCAGUUUAUUUAUGUUUUAAUAUGGUUCAAUUGCAUUUUAUUUAAGAUGAAAUUUUCUAUUGAUUCCAUCAAUGAAACCCAAACGAUUCGCACAUUUACUUGCUCAAACCAUGAGUGCUCUCCUUUAAAACUUGCCUUGACAAUAGCUUUUCUCUCAAUUUUCGGGUUUUAUCUAAAACAAUUCUGGACAAUUCUAAUAAUCGUAUAUCUCUGGCAAAAAUAUACAAAUGAAAUUAUUGAAGAAACUCUAUGUGUAAUUAAAGGAGUUGGCAUUCAAAUCACUGAAGUAAAGAGAAAUUGAGGCACAAGUCAUUUAUUUAUUGAAUUGAGUGACAUUCGUGAAAUCAUUAUUAAUGAAGGUCUAACCCCAUAUGAUGUGAUUACUUAUAUUGGAAUAAUUCUCCACAAACAUACAAAAUUAAUACUUCCUUUCAAGAAAUUUUCAAUUACCCAGGAUCAAGCCAAAGAAAUCUAUUUAGGUGCCAGAGAACUUUUAUUUGAAUAA